Molecule: messenger RNA, 706 nt
Organism: Carassius auratus (goldfish)
Lineage: Eukaryota; Metazoa; Chordata; Actinopteri; Cypriniformes; Cyprinidae
Product: lysyl oxidase homolog 4-like
Exons: 3
Coding region: 104-706 (200 amino acids)
Biological process (GO): collagen fibril organization; peptidyl-lysine oxidation
Cellular component (GO): membrane
Molecular function (GO): protein-lysine 6-oxidase activity
Source: RefSeq, a predicted model, not a curated record
GGUAAACUCAGAAUUAAGCUGAACACAAAAUGAAGAUAUUCUGAACAACUCUGGGAACCAAACAGCACUGGAUGUGUGUGUCUGACCGCAGGCGGAGGAGAAGAUGAUGAAGAUGAUGAUGAUGGUGGUGGUGGUGGUGCUGGGCGUGGCUCCGCUCGUGCAGGGGGUCCCUGGGUUCCAGGUGCGUCUGGUGGGCAGCAGCAGCAGGUUCGAGGGGCGUCUGGAGGUGCUGUAUAACGGUGUGUGGGGAACGGUGUGUGACGACGAGGUCAGCAUCAGUCUGGUCCAGGUGGUGUGUGUGGAGCUGGGCUUCUCUCGAGGACUCACCUGGGCUCACAGCGCAAGGUUCGGAGAGGGCCACGGUCCGAUCUGGAUGGAUAACGUCCGGUGUUCGGGAGGCGAGAGCUCUCUGUCCGAGUGUCGGUCGAACGGCUGGGGUGUGAGCGACUGCACUCACGCUGAAGAUCUGGGGGUCAUCUGCAGUCCAGAUCCACCCCCCCAGGGUCACGUCCCCCGUUACCCAGAACCCCUUCACCUCGGAUCUCUAACCUGGUCUCGAACACUCCUCUGCGUGGGCAUGAGAUCGGAACGGGUUCGAGAGCGCCGUCACCCCGCGGGGACACCAGAUCCCAGACUUCCUGCGCAGCAGAGCCUCCUACAGGAGAGCACAGGAAGUGACGCCCGCUCAGACCACCAGAAACCCUGA